Molecule: messenger RNA, 1797 nt
Organism: Emericellopsis atlantica
Lineage: Eukaryota; Fungi; Ascomycota; Sordariomycetes; Hypocreales; Bionectriaceae
Product: mitochondrial carrier domain-containing protein
Exons: 2
Coding region: 276-1556 (426 amino acids)
Biological process (GO): mitochondrial transmembrane transport
Source: RefSeq, a predicted model, not a curated record
CGGAAAUCGGCGAAUUGGGGACCUUUCUCAUCUCCGGCCUCGCGACAAUCCAAAAAAAUUGGUGGAGCUCUUAUCAAUCAAUCAUGACGACCAUACUCAUCACUUCCUCCCGCCUCGACACCAACUAAGUGCCCUGACACGACCGCGAAAUAAGCAGCGCGAAACCAGAACCACACGGUGUCCCGAAGAAACGAUUAUUGAUGCGCAUACGACCUACGUUGUGCGACUGAGGAGGACAGCAUACAGGGACACACACUCAGCAUCUCGGCGCCACCAUGGCCGCCGCCGGUGCGCAGGCAGUCAACAUCAAGGCCAACGAUGAUGCCUCCGGUGGCGCAGUGCCACCAACGGGCCCAGAUACGUUCGAGGUCACCACGGGACAGAAGAUGCUCUCUGCCAUCACUGGUAGUCUGCUGACGUCUCUUCUAAUGACACCUCUCGAUGUCGUCCGCGUACGAUUGCAAUCGCAGAACCCUCGCCCGAGCCCCUCACCGAACCUCGACUUUACCCGCCUCACCAUGUCGACGACGAGCCUCACACCAGCGCAAGCAUCAGAACUCGGCGUCACAGCAUGCUGCCGCGAGGUCUUCUUCAUGGGCAACAAUGCCGAAUAUUGCCUGGCGUCCACCCCCAAAAUAGGCGUCGCGACCACGACCACGUCAAUAACGCCGCCUGUGGACUGCGCCGUGCAGGAAACACAGCGCAAGACAUACAGCUCAACGCUCGAUGGGCUACGGAAGAUUGCGCGGAAUGAGGGCGUCACGACCCUGUGGCGAGGUCUCUCCCCCACAUUGGUGAUGGCGGUGCCUGGCAACAUUAUCUACUUUACUGGGUACGAGUGGCUGCGAUACAACCACAAGUCGCCCUUCUCCAAGAUGUCGGACGACUAUGCACCCUUGACUGGCGGAUCCGUCGCGCGCAUCAUGGCCGCGACAGCGGUUGGGCCGAUUGAGCUGGUGCGCACGCGGAUGCAGGCCGCCAACUCAUCUUCCACAGGCAACCACAUGGUGGAGACCUUCAAAGGUAUACGAGAGAUGGUCGGUCAGCAAGGAUACACGUCCUUGUGGAGAGGCUUGACGUUGACUCUGUGGAGAGACGUCCCCUUCUCAGGACUGUACUGGUGGGGAUACGAAGCGAUCCGGUCACGGCUAUCGGACAUUCGAGAGCAGAGGAAGGGCAAGCCGGUCGAUAGGAACGCCUCGCACGCCGAUCGCCGAACACAGAUUCCGGAAAACCACACGGAAACAUUCCUCGACAGCUUCGCGUCGGGUGCUCUUUCGGGUGCCUUUGCCUCCAUCGUCACCACACCCUUUGACGUGGGCAAGACCAGGACCCAGGUGUACCGGGACGCGGAAGGGCCGCAACGCCACAUGGCGCGGCUGCUGUGGGAGAUCUUCAAGACAGAGGGAGUCCAGGGCCUGUGGAGAGGAUGGAUCCCUCGCACGCUCAAGGUGGCACCUAGUUGCGCCAUCAUGAUCAGCACGUACGAAGUAGGCAAGCGAGUGUUCAAGGGGGUGAACGAGCGGGCAGCAGGGAACAAAGAGAAGACACCAUAAAGUACACGGGCCUUGGUGAGGCUACCAGUGUCAUUUGCAUCAACUUGGGCGUUUUGGGCGGAAAGGGUUGGAGACCACUCCUUUUACUCCUUUUGAUUCUUUUACAUGAGCGAUAGACGAGCACGUGUACGAUACAUGUAUCUGACAGAAACGAUAGACGUAGCUUAAUUAUGCGCAGAAGCCAUGCGGCUUCGCAGAAUCAAGUAAUUCAACCAUGCCAAUGCAGCGCCAAACCAGUUCC